AUGCGAUCGAAAGGGAAAAUACUUUAUUGCUAUAAAGAUAAAAGAAAUGAGAUAGUUUUUAAUGAGUCUCUUUGUAUUGCAAUACUUUGUACAUAUGCAGAAAUUACAAUAAGGAAACCUGCAGGAAAGGCUUCUGUAUCAAAGCCUUUCUUUCCAAUUGAAACAAUACAAUUCAAUGAUUCCGACAAAGUUGAUUUUGGAAAUAUAAUUGAUAAAAGGAUUCAUGAAAUAUAUAAAAUGGAUAUCGCAAAUGGAGUAUUGGAGGAAACUGCACUUUCUCGAAUGAAGAAAAAUAGAACAACUGAAUCAAUUCAUUUACUUUUUGAUAUUGUUGAGGAACUUGGGGUAAAAUUUCACAAAAAAUUUUCUAACGGUAAAAACAACUCACUGGUUAUUGACUAUAUAGAGUCUAUUUAUUAUAAAUAUUUUUGUUUUAAAAGAAAGGAUAUUGAUUAUGUAGGCUCAGUCAUUAAUUCUGAAAUACUGUCUCGUGUUGACAGUAAACAAUUCGUUACAUUACAAAAGAAUGAUAAGAUGCUUAAUUCUAUUCUUCUAGAUUAUAUUCAACAAAGACAUAAGAAUUUGUAA
Entamoeba nuttalli P19 is the source of this 588-nucleotide messenger RNA. RefSeq lists its product as hypothetical. The transcript has a single exon. NCBI's taxonomy places the organism in Eukaryota, Evosea, Mastigamoebida, Endamoebidae. Bases 1 to 588 code for a protein of 195 amino acids. The record is from RefSeq and is a predicted model, not a curated record.